This is a messenger RNA of Botrytis cinerea B05.10, 2138 nucleotides long. RefSeq lists its product as hypothetical. NCBI's taxonomy places the organism in Eukaryota, Fungi, Ascomycota, Leotiomycetes, Helotiales, Sclerotiniaceae. The record is from RefSeq and is a predicted model, not a curated record. The transcript has 2 exons. Bases 362 to 1840 code for a protein of 492 amino acids.
ACAUCUACAAUUGAUAUAAGAUAUGCUAAGUUACUGUUAUUCAACCUCGAGGUUUCUAUAUGAAUUGGUACUUCAAAUGUAAUUACUAUGCUGUUGGUUUUACUGUGGAAUUAUACUUGGCCUCUUCCACGACGAACGCGUUGCUACGACUAUGUCACCAAACAUACGACAUUCGCAGCUAGCAGCUAGCAAAUUCUUCGAGGUGAAAUUCAAAUACGAUCCGAGUAUGGUUGAUAGUCUUGAGGCAUUCAAUGAAUAACGCUCCAUUUCUUUAUGCUUUUGCGGAAGUUAAGGACCCUGUUACUCAAGCUUCUCGCAUGUACGAUUCACAAUAAGACAUUUGUGCCAAAUCCCUUCCAAGAUGGCUGGUCUUCAAAGUCAAUUCGAGGUCAUUUCGACCACCGAGUUUUUAGACACCACAGUUGAGGUCCUUAUAGGAGAUAUGUUAAAGUAUCCGGUCGAUGUGAUUGUCAAUGCUGCGAAUGUCAAAUUGAAGAAGGGGGGUGGUAUUGAUGGGGCGAUUCAUGCUGCAGCUGGUCCAGAACUACAAGGUGAAAUGAAUGAACUAUUCCAACAUCCAGGACAAGUGGGUGGCGCUUACGGAACGACUUCUUCUUGGGAUAUCCAAUCUUGCAGAUAUAUUAUCCAUGCUGUUGGUCCGAACUGGAAUAUACCCGAGCAGCAAGACGGAAAAUUUCUAUUUACCGCUAUUCAAAAUAGUCUAGACCUUGCGAUGAAGAACAAGCUGAGAUCCAUCGCAUUUCCUGGAAUCUCAAUGGGAAUUUUUGCAAUGCCGAAAAGUUUAGCAGGGUUGGUGAUAAUAUCCGCCCUUAGAACAUGGAUCAUAAAGUACCGGGGAGAAAUGGAUCGCAUUAGUAUAUUGCUAUUGGGGUAUUCAGAAGACGAAAUAACAGAGACACGGUUGCGAGAAAUCACUCGAUAUAUGCCAGAUACGGGUCCUGGUCUGGAUAAACUCGUACCCGCAGCUUUCAGAUCAACGUCCCAUGCUAGUACAGCACCAGAACCAUUUCCAGUCAUGACACCCAGUGGAUCUCAGGUUGACCUAAGUUCAGGUCAAGCUGAGACUCCAGAUCCUUUAACUGACCCAUCAGCUUCACCAGCACCUCCCCCAGUUACGACGACGAGUGAACUUCCUAUUGUCACUACAGCCGGUGAAGCUCUUCCCCCACCUGACCCUCGUCCACCUGGAGACUCAGCUGGACCUCCCCCACCUGACCCUCGUCCACCUGGAGGCUCAGCUGAGCCUCCCCCAAGACCUGAAGGCGCGCACGCUGAAACCCCAAGCGAUUCCGAAGAUGAACCGCCUAACUACCUCUUCAAAUUCUACGAACCACUGUCACGUAUGUGGAUGGGAGCAGAUCGAUAUUACGCUUUGUUAGAAGCUGGAAUCGACCCCGCAACCUUCUUUGAAGGAAUGAAAAUCCCUGAUCCCGAAGAAGAUCCCAAUGUAGAUCCCCUCGUUGGCGAAGAAAGAGAUUCGUGGAGAGAAUAUAACGCCGAGAGAAUCCGUCGAGGAAGAGAAAUUAGUCAAGCCUUAGGAUUGCCAAUGACGGCUGCAGAAAUUGCGGAUGAGGAUAAGGACAAGGAGGAGGUGAAGACUGCCCAUGAGAAAAGUAUAUCCGAGUCACAAGAACUUACGAAGACAAGAACUGCAGUGCGCGAUGAAAUAAUUAUAAGUGAGGGGAUAAUCAACUGUACUGCUCUUACAGAAAGUGGGUUCCCAUGCCGUUUUCGUGGCUAUGUUGCGAUAUGGCGCAAUCAUAAAGUCCCGGAUCGUUGUUCUACACACCAGGAUCUGGAGAAAUUUCCGCGGGCUUGAGGAAGAGUGAAAGUGAGGGGGGAGUGUCUCAAUGUGUUAGGGCUAUUGGGUUUGUAGCUAGAGAAGAGGUGUUUAUUCAUAGCUUGGAUUUAAUCAUUUGUUUGGAUAGACGAUGAAUCAUAUCAGUCUCAAAUAUGUCGCUUCCUUCUUGACCUUCUCCAUUCUCCAAUGGAAGAAGACUAAUUGUAAUUCUAUCCAGGUUAGAUGGUGUUGCUGCGAGCGAGGCCAGAAUCUCAAAUAUCUGCAAAAGCAAUUAAGAUCGUGCGGGUGCAAAUAUCGUCAAGGUUCCCUAAAGUAC